This is a messenger RNA of Diorhabda carinulata, 1370 nucleotides long. RefSeq names its product alpha-tocopherol transfer protein-like. Lineage: Eukaryota; Metazoa; Arthropoda; Insecta; Coleoptera; Chrysomelidae. Gene Ontology annotation, cellular component: membrane. The record is from RefSeq and is a predicted model, not a curated record. The transcript is spliced from 5 exons. Gene Ontology annotation, molecular function: phosphatidylinositol bisphosphate binding. Bases 501 to 1352 code for a protein of 283 amino acids.
AAACAAAUAUUAUAAAGGGGCCCGUUCGAAUCCAAAAAGGCAGAGUAAGGUCUUGUUGGUUCAUUGAACAUAGUAUAAUCGUAUAGAAAUCAGUCGUCAGUAACAAAAUGGGAUUGAUACAAAAGAUAUUUGCUAGUCAUUAUACUGAAUAUAGUCGUCGUUGAUAGUCCAAGCAGCGACCGCCGUGAAAGGGUGGUUGACCAGAAUAAGUACUAAAAUAUAUUUUAUUAAAUUUUGAAUAUUAGAUGUAUAAUAAACCAUUGGUCUGGCGGUCUUUGACGUGUCCAAAUUUUGUUAUUUUAAUAAAAUUUCUUAUUUAUUUUUUCGUAAAAUCGAUCUACAUAACUUCAGUAUAAUUUUUCAGUUUACGAUGGCGUUUUGACUAGAUAAAUACAGAAAUUCAAGUCUGACGUUCUUGUUCUUGACGCAACUGUGUGUCAGACAGUCCCCAACAAACUUAUAACAACAACAAAUUUUCUAUACAAGACAAAAUAUUGAUCAUGUCCUUGCCAUACGAAUUUUCUGCCAAAGAAAUAAUAUCGCAGGGAAAAACAACAAAAGAAAACAUUGAAGUUAUAAAAACGUGGUUGCUAGAAAGUGGAAGUGAUUUUGUUCCUACAAUUUUAUGCGAUGAAUUCAUUGUGUUGUUCCUUUUGUCUUGUGAGAAUAAUGUUGAAAAUACGAAAAUUACUAUAACUGGACAUUAUGAAAUCAAGGCUGGAGCCCCUGAACUUUUUAAUAACAGAAAUGUUAGCGGUGCUGACAUACAAACAGUUUUAGAUACUUGGAUAAUUACAAUUUUUCCUGUCAGAGGCAAAAAUAAUAAUGCUAUCCAUUAUUUUCAAUUGGAAGACGCCGAUGUUGGGAAGAUGGAUAAUAUAGCUUUUUUAAAAACGAUCCUCAUGCUUAUAGAUAUCACACAAGAAAAAGAUCCACCUAAUGGAUUCGUAAAUAUAGUUGAUUUAAAGGCAUCACGUUUGAGACAUGUGACAAAGUUUAAGUUGGAUGCUACAAAAAAAUACCUCACUUACAUUCAAGAAGGAUUGCCAAUUAAAUUGAAUGCAAUACACGUAAUAAAUACUAAAGGUUUUGUCAUUAAAUUAUUCAACGUUCUCAAGGCUUGCAUUAGAAGUGAACUGUUUGACAAGAUACAUUUUUAUCCACAAAAUAUUCCACAGGAAAUUUUGGAAACGAUGGCUCCUAAAGAAGGUUUGCCUCAGGAUUUUGGUGGAGAUUUACCCUCUUUGAAGGAACUUCAUCAACUUACUAAAAAGCAGUUUUAUCAAAGACAAGAGUAUUGGAUAGCAGAAGAGAGAAUUCGUAAAAAUUGUUCACAUUUUCAUUCUAAGUAAUAUAAGAUAUAAAUUUUA